Messenger RNA from Auanema sp. JU1783, 846 nucleotides. The record is from the annotation of a GenBank genome assembly. Lineage: Eukaryota; Metazoa; Nematoda; Chromadorea; Rhabditida; Rhabditidae.
AUGUUAUUACGAUAUUUUCCCAAACAAUAUGCCCAUUUCGUGCAUCCAGCACUACGGCCACUAGUUUUAAGAAGACGUAAGAGGUUUAAAGUCAGAAGGACACAUUACCAGAGCAUUCUAAAUAAAAUGAAAAAGAUAAAACCUCUUCCGAGGGUUUUUCCUUUUUAUUGUGAGAUUUGCACACUCUCAUCCAGGUUUACUCAUGUCAUCCGUGAUCACGCAUGUUCCAAAAGAAAUGAAUCAAAACACGUCUUGUCCUUUGAAAAUGAAGUCCGAAUAGUAACCAUCGGUGCCAUCAGCAAAUCAAAAGAUGCUCAAGCUGUUAUGGAAAGAAUUCCGAAUCCACAAAGAAUUGAUUUCAAAGUUCCGAUUAGAGUGUCUCAUGAACUCAAAUUCAGAGCGGAAUAUGGAGUUCCCUCCUUAGUAAACUUAUGUAUGAGGAUAACAGGCUUGUCCGAAAUCGAAAAAGUCAUUCCCACAGACGACGUGUUCGAUCCUUUACCCGUAAAGCAAAAUAUCUUCAAGGACAGGACGUCUAGGCUAGGCUAUAUAUGUACAGCAUGUAAAAAUAUGUUUCCAACUUAUUCGGAUUUCGAUGAGCAUCUCACUGAAACCGAUUGUCAUAGUAAAGCAGAUGCAGAAGUGUUGGAGCCUAUAGAAAUAGCGAUGAAUAUGGAUCGAGUGCCGGGUUACGGGUAUGGUUGUAGGGCUCUCAAAACUUUCGAUGAGCCCAAGCAAUUAAGGAUAUGUAGUGGUUGUCAUUGCGAUUCCUUCAAAAACGACGAAGCAUUCCAUAAUCACAUAUUCGAAUGUGCAAAAUUCAUUUAUAAUCCAAAACAUUUAUAA